Messenger RNA from Haliotis rubra (blacklip abalone), 1893 nucleotides. Its product is annotated as gamma-aminobutyric acid type B receptor subunit 2-like. Gene Ontology annotation, biological process: G protein-coupled receptor signaling pathway; gamma-aminobutyric acid signaling pathway. The coding region runs from base 5 to 1762 and encodes 585 amino acids. NCBI's taxonomy places the organism in Eukaryota, Metazoa, Mollusca, Gastropoda, Lepetellida, Haliotidae. The transcript has 7 exons. Gene Ontology annotation, molecular function: G protein-coupled GABA receptor activity. Gene Ontology annotation, cellular component: G protein-coupled receptor heterodimeric complex; membrane. The record is from RefSeq and is a predicted model, not a curated record.
UGACAUGAUGGAGUCACGGGGACUGUCGGUGGGCGUGGUCGCCGAGGCGUGGGUGCUGGGGCUGACGAGCCUGGCCAUCUCCGUCGCCUUCCUCACCUUCAACAUCCGAAUGAGACAUGCCAGGAUCAUCAAGAUGUCAAGUCCAAACCUUAACGUCCUCAUCGCCCUCGGCGGCAUCUUCAUCAGCAUCACCUGUGUGUUGUUCGGCCUCGACUUCUUCCUCGCUGAGAACAUCUCCGCCGUCUCCAGAGUCUGCCAGAUCCGUAGCGGUAUCCUGCUGCUGUCGACCAGCCUGGUGUUCGGGCCCAUGUUUGCUAAGGCGUGGCGAGUUCACCGCAUCUUCCAGCAGGCAGCCACCAGGCGCGUGGUCAUCAGAGACAAGAAGCUGUUUGUGAUGACGAGUUGUCUGCUCCUGCUGGACGUGACCUUGGUGGCCGUGUGGCAAGGUAUCGACCCCCUGCAGUAUCGGACGUCGGUCAUGUUCAAGCAUUCGAUCCAAGGCGGAAGUCUGGAGAUCACCGGAAGUGACAUUGUGCACGUACGGUCGUGCAGUUCGGACAACUCGGACAUGUGGAUGGCGGGAAUCUUCACGUUCAAAACCAUCCUGCUCCUGUACGGCUUGUACCUCUCCUGGCAGACUCGCAACAUCAUGCUCCCCUCCAUGAACGACGCACGUUCCAUCAUCAUGACGGCUCUCACCACUGUUACCAUGGCAACCUUUGCCACGUCGGUUGCAAUGAUGCUCCAAGCCUGGCCCAAUGCUGUCUACGCAUGCGUCAUUUUCUCCAUCUGGUUGAGCAACAUGAUGGCGAUGUGCUCUGUGUUCGUUCCCAAGGUGAUUCUGUGGUGGAAAAACCCGGACAACAGCAACUUCCGGGUGAGCCUCAAGUCAGACCACAAACUGAACAACGGGCUGCAGUCGUUUGAACAGCUGGAGGAGGAGCUAUAUCACGUGGUCACAGAGAACCUCACUCUAAAGAAAUCGCUGCAGGAGAAGGACACCACGAUCAAGGAGCUACAGCAGCACCUGACCAGCGCCCGGGACAAGCUCCUGCAGAUCACAGAGGAACAGGUCAAGCAGGACAGCGGCCUUGACAUUGAUCUGUCCUCUUCUGGUCAGGAAGAGGACUCCACGAUGACUCCACAUGACGAGGACAUAUCGUCCAUCCACGGCGACAGCUACUACCCCAUACAUCAUCACCCCUCCCCCGACAUCCACUACAGAAGCCACAUCUCCAGCGGCCACAGUUCAGCGGGAAGCGUGGCGAGCCUCAGCAAAUUGUACCAGCUGAAGAACUCGCUGGUGGAGGACAUCUCUCAGGCCAAUACCAUCAGUGCUAACUUGAGGGACUCUUUGUCCAAAGAUCUCGACCAGCUCGGGAAGCGCCGGUCGUGGAUAUACGACUCGGUGAGAUCCAGGCACGAACUCGCGGGAUCUAUAGCCAAGUCCUACAAUCUGGACGACAAUGGGGACACGUAUUCAUACGUCUCCAGUUAUCUCCCUUCUUCGUGUUCCGUGUUUAACCUUGACCCUGCCUGCAGGAAACACAGACACUAUGGGUCUGCCGAGAGCCUCGCCACACUAGCCAAUGACCGACUGUAUCCCAGUGUUACCGAACAGCGACGCGAGGCUAGGCGGAAGUUACGUCACGGCUCCAGUCACAAGGACAAGGUGUACACGAUCCAGAACACACCCCGUCCCGAGUAUGUUCAGAACGUGGUGUCUUGUAACAAACAGUCGAAUGGGGAUACGUUUGUGUAGGUGUGUGUGUGACAAUGAUAUAGUGCUUCCUACAAAUACCUGCAGCUGAAGCAGCGACGUUGAACAUACACUAAAUGUCAAUAUAUUUCGAGCUGUCGCCAUGAUGUGACUUUGACUUUGACAUUGUGGAG